Pygocentrus nattereri (red-bellied piranha) is the source of this 3648-nucleotide messenger RNA. RefSeq lists its product as uncharacterized. The record is from RefSeq and is a predicted model, not a curated record. NCBI's taxonomy places the organism in Eukaryota, Metazoa, Chordata, Actinopteri, Characiformes, Serrasalmidae. The coding region runs from base 166 to 1788 and encodes 540 amino acids. The transcript is spliced from 4 exons.
GUGUUUUUCUGCUAAAGCGGCGUCUUUCCGCCUCAGCGACGGAAACAUGUCCGCAUGCUUCACGGAACCGCAGCGCUGCGAUUUAACCGCCCGCAACAGCGUUAAAGCCCGUAUCCACAAACCCGCGGCCGCCGCGCCCGUCUAAUAGGAUUUUAGAGAGUGACCAUGGGCAGGCUGGACGAUGCCGCCAAGCGCAAGGUGGUUGAACUGCGUGAGGCAGGCCUGAGUUUUCGCAAAAUCAAAGCUGUCUUGGAACUGGAGAACAUCAAAGUGUCGGCACAGGCCAUCUACCUCUUCUUAAAGGAGUUUCAUGGAAGGACUCGUCCAAAAGAUUCCACACCUGGGAACAGUGGGCCUGCGCCAGCGUCAGGUUUGGCGCUUGCGAGGGAGGUGGGGCUCAGCGAAGUGAGGCAGAGUGGUUGGAGUGAGCAGCAGCUGAGGAGUCUGCUGCGAGAGGCCUCCCGCAUCACAAGUUACCCAUCCCCUCCAGACUCUUCAGGGCAGAGUGGGGCACCUCAAGACUCCAGAGGACAGUCCUCUGGGGCAGGGACAGCUAGCAUUGAGCACCAGGAGGGGGAUGGAAAGGACGAAGAUGUCCGUAUUGUCAGUGUCACCUCGCUGGCGCAGAACACCCAACAUGGGAGCAUUAAUACUGUGCGAUCAGGGAUUAGCUCAGGAGCAAUGACUAGUGCAUUUUCAAGGAGAAGAUACACACCCUCACCAGCCAACCCAGUUCUUGUGGCUCGGAAAAGACUCCUGGAUAAGGCAUUAUUCCACAGGGCACGGGUUAGGGACAGCGGUCCUCAGUCUGGCCAACAAACAGUUUCAUUACUGAGAAGAGACCAGUCUUGUUUCACCGGCUCUGAAGGGAGGAAAGUCAUGUUACCUCAAACGUCCUCGUAUGAUCUCACAACUGCCCGACCUCCUCAUGUGAGGGGUUUCCAUCCAGGAGCCAACAUUUUUAGACGAGGAAUUGUCCAAAGGGCAAACAUGCCCUCCCGCUCGCCUCAGCAGCAACCUCGCAUCGGCAUUCGGCUACCCACCCCAGCUCAGUCAAGUGCCACGCCCCAGAAUGCAAGCUCCUCUAUGCGUCCCCAGGCCCCACCCAGCCAGCCCUCCCCUCCCUCCCAGCAAAGUAGCCCAGAUGCUGGAGUUCCAAGCGGGCUACCUGAACAGGUCAAGUCUCUGGCCUCAGAGGUUCGCAGUCUAGGCCUGGCUCUGAGGAUGAUUGUGGAGCAGCAAGGCAGGCUGGAGAGGGAGCAGAGCCUGCAGACGCAGGUCCAGAAACAGAUCCUCAGUACUUUGCAGGAGCUUGCAUCAAAACUGGGCCCCUGCAGCCUUCAGCACACACCAGCUCCCACUGGUCCCACGUGUCCCUUCUCCUCAGCUUCCUUUAGCCAGCCCACAUUCACCUCCAGCCAAGGCAGCUUUUCUUCAUGUAGUCAAGCCCAGUCAAGGUACAGUGAAAUUGAUGGGUCUGGUCUUGAGAACAUUGAGGCGUUUUCUCUGGAUGGUCUUAGCUCUGCUACCAUUAAUGGCUUUCAGCCAUGUAGCACGUCAGACACUCUUUCAUUCACACAGUCACAGACGCAAACCUACACACCAGAUGUGCUCUCCUACACACAGUCGCACACAGACACCUUCACGGGAAUGGACAGCAAGUCAGUAGAAAGGGCAUCAACAAGUACAGAGGCCUCUUUUCAAACCAGCAGUUCUUCUCAGUCCUCUACUCAACCCAUAUCUCCAAAUGAUGCCCAGCUGACUAUUAUCAAGGUGGAGAAUGUUUAACUUGGUUUAUUUCCUUUGGUACGAUGCUGUGGUCUUCCUUACAAUAGACUUUGCCUAAGAGUUAGUCUUCUUUGAUAGUACUGUAGCUUCAGCCGUAGUGGACAACCAGUGGCUGUUGGUUUUCUUUUAUGCUCUUUUAUGUCUUUUAAAUGGUUUUACCAAACUUAAGUUCAGAGCACAAAUUGCAAAUGAACGUUGACUGUUAGGCUGCUUUCACAAGACAUUUUGGUAUCCGUCAAAAACAUAUUCAUAUGCGUUGCUGUCUUGGUAUGGAUGUGUUUAUAGGUCUUCUCCAGAUUUGCACACAUGUAGAUCCACACUACCAAGAAAGUCUACAUGGCCACGGGGCUGUCUAAUUCUGCCAUUCAUCUCAGCCAUGAGGUGAAUAAUGCUGACUGUCUAUAAACUUCCAAAGAUGCAGCUUGGCUUCUGCAGACUUUGCUCAUGGAGUUACCCAGACAUUAUACCAAAAGGCACGUGAUGGUAAACUAAAGAAUAGUUGCCAAAAAAUAAUAAUAAGAAGGAAGAAGAAUUGUAAAAUGUAUUUUCAUAUUUAAUUUAUAAAAAUGUUUUUAAACAAACAAAUUCACGUGCAAAUGUACAGGUUUUAGUGUCCAUAUAAAACGUGGAAUUAGGGUCAAGCUGAAGUGCUCUUUCAUUUGUGGUUUUUAUGAAUUUGUAGCUGUGCAGCCUCGCAAAUCCAACAUAAUGACAUUGUGCUUUUCAGUGAAUGUCACAGAACGCAGGUUGAAAGUCUGCGAGACCGGAGACCGUGUCCCGGUGUCUGGAGAUUCUGAUUUAUAUACUUGAAAGCCUGUAUGAGAAAACAACUUGGAGUUACUGUUUUUUCAUUAAAUGAAGCAAAAAAAUGUCCAUGUGUGCGACCAGUCGCUGUCUGUAUGCUUCUUUUUAGAGCUUUGAAUGUGAGGUGUUAGUUUAAAAAAAAAAAGGAUGAAAAACUAAGAGAGACUGAAGCUCCACCCACAGUGAUUCGUAUGGGCUGAUCCAUGGGUACAUUAGAGUAUGCUCCACUAAAAGUUCAACUCCGGAGAACUUGUUUGGUGUAUAAUUGGCUCACACUAACAUAGGGUGGCUCCUGCUGAAUCUCAACACACCGUUUUCAUUGAAAUCGAUGAGAGAGAUGCCUUUUUUACGGAUACAAAACUGUCCUUGUGUACAGGGCCUUACUUUUUUUUUUGUGCGUUUACACACUUGUGUACAAUAAAUCCAAAGCAAUGUAUUCAUUUUUCUAACAAUGUAAAAUUUUCUGUAAAAGAUGUCAAUGAGCAAAUGUUAUUCAGAGGAAAAAGGAAAAAAAAAAGUAUGUCAGCGUCCCACUUACAAAAGCCAGGUCAGCAAGUCUUAUACUAGUCUGUGUCCAUGUUGUUCCACCUCUUGGAAGAGAAGGACUGUUAAGAGUGACACUAACAGCCAUAGUUUGAGCCCAACGCGCUAUAACCCCACAAAAUCCUUUCAGAAUGUCAUGUUGUACUAAUACAAGUAAUAUGAAAAUACAGUCUGUCGCAUGUUGCUUCUAUACUGUUCUUUGCACUGAGCAUUCAUACAGCCAUGACAAAAUAAUGGAAACACCACAACAUGUGUUCAGCACUGCCUUUUGAAUUUAGAACAGCUUCAGUCUUUCUUGGAGUUCUGAUUCACAGUGUGCCACCCACAGCAGUAAAGGACAGUGAGGAGUUUGUUGUAGAGGCUCCUGCAGGUUAGCGUCUGCCCUGAUUGAGUCUGUUGUCUGUUCCUGUCCAGCAGCUUUGUACUGUAAUCAGUUAUUUUGUAAAGUAUUUACUGUCAUUUUUUUUACACUGCCCCUUUUAACAUAUUAAAAAUAUUGCUGUCAGUGACGAA